GUUGGUUGGCACUUGUUUUUCGCAUUGCUUGUUAGUUUUAUAGGGUCAUUUUUGCCCUGCCUUCGUUUACUGCAGCUCGACAGCGGCUAUACACUUCAGUGUCAUACUGGGACGAUCAGUUUGCCUAUCGCCCUAACGUUUUAGUAACACGAGUACAAAGUUACUUCACCCGCCAUAGUUGCCGGCUAGCCACCUUUCCUUCACUUCCAUCCAGCCGGCGACCGCAACACCAGCAAAAUGGGGAUCCUCGAAAAAAUCAAGGAGAUCGAGUUGGAAAUGGCCCGAACACAGAAGAAUAAGGCCACCGAGUACCAUCUGGGUCAGCUGAAGGCGCGCCUAGCCAAGCUGCGAACCGAGCUGCAGGCGCCUGCCAGCAAGGGCGGUGGCGGGGAGAGCGGGUUUGAGGUGCAAAAGUACGGAGAUGGGCGUGUGGCGCUGAUCGGCUUCCCCUCCGUGGGUAAGUCCUCGCUGCUGACCCUGCUGACGGGCACGGAGAGCGAGGCGGCCGCCUACGAGUUCACCACGCUGACCUGCAUCCCGGGGGUGAUCCACUACAACGACUCCAAGAUCCAGCUGCUGGAUCUGCCGGGAAUCAUCGAGGGGGCGGCGGAGGGGAAGGGGCGCGGCAGGCAGGUUAUCGCGGUGUGCAAGAGUGCUGACCUGCUGCUCAUGGUGCUGGACGCAACCAAGCCGCUCUACCACAAGCAGAUCCUGACCCGUGAGUUGGAGGCAGUGGGCAUCCGCCUGAACCGCUCGCCCCCCAACAUCUACUUCAAGAAGCGCAAGACCGGCGGCGUGUCCAUCAACUCCACUCUGCCGCUCACGCAGCUGGACGACAAACUCAUUCAGCGGGUGCUGCAGGAGUACAAGCUGCACAACUGCGAGCUGCUGUUCAAGGAGGACUGCAGCGUGGACGACCUGAUCGACGUCAUCGAGGGCAACCGCCGCUACAUCAAGUGCCUGUACGUGUACAACAAGGUGGACAUGUGCAGCAUCGAGGAGGUGGCCGACAUCGCGCACUGGCCCAACUCCAUCCCCAUCUCCUGCUCGCUGCGACUCAACCUGGACGGGCUGCUGGAGAGGAUCUGGGAGAUGAUGGCACUGGUCCGCGUGUACACCAAGAAGGUGGGCGCCAAGCCCGACUUCGCGGACCCCGUGGUGCUCACCUGCGACCGCGGCGGCACCACCCUGGAGGCGCUGUGCAGGCAGAUCCACAACAGCAUGGUGUCCCAGUUCAAGUACGCGCUGGUGUGGGGCACCAGCUCCAAGCACUACCCGCAGCGCUGCGGGCUGAGCCACCCGCUGGAGGACGAGGACGUGGUGCAGAUCGUGAAGAAGAAGGUCAACACGGGCGAGGACGGGCGGGGGAGGUUCAAGACCACCAGCGACAAGCCGCUGCGGAUAGCGGACCGCGAGAAGAAGCCGGCGCUGAAGACGUGAGGAGCAGGAGGAGGGGGG
Molecule: messenger RNA, 1458 nt
Organism: Astrephomene gubernaculifera
Lineage: Eukaryota; Viridiplantae; Chlorophyta; Chlorophyceae; Chlamydomonadales; Astrephomenaceae
Source: the annotation of a GenBank genome assembly